UCUGACACUCAGCCAAUGGCUGUGCGGCUACUCUUAAAAAAAAAGACAUCCAACACGUUGGUAAACACGUUGUGGCCGCUCCAUUCAGUACUCCAUUAUUUAUAUUCAUCCAAUUGAUUAAACAAUCAAGUGAUAAAGCAUGGUUGACAGCGACGACGAAGUCCCCCAAUUGAGUGCGUCUACCCUCGCAGCCCUCCAGGAAUAUUACACAGAGUGUCAAGAAAGAGAAGACCAAAUGAAAAAGAUAAUGAAUAACGAUCGAGUAAACAAUGGGCAAGAAGAAAUUGACAAUGUCACCUUUGGCGAGGACUGGCAACUGAGUCAAUUUUGGUACGACGAUGAGACAGUAAAUACUUUAGUUAAGGGUGCAAUACGAGCUACAGGAGUUGAUGGGAAAAUCGGGCUUAUAUCGUGUCCGACGUUGUAUAAAUCAUUGAAGAGAAAUGCUGGAGAUAGGACGGUGACAUUAUUCGAGUAUGAUACGAGAUUCUCAAUAUUUGUAAAAGAUUUUGUGCGAUACGAUUAUAAAUCACCACUGAAUCUACCUCGAGAUAUGUCGAGUAUGUACGAUCUCGUAAUAGCAGAUCCUCCAUUUUUAUCUGAAGAAUGUUUAACAAAGACUGCAGUUACCAUGAAAUUUUUAACCAAGAAAAAUAUGGUACUCUGUACAGGUGCUGUCAUGGAGGAUUUAGCUGGAAGACUCCUAGAUCUCCGAAAAUGUAAAUUCGAGCCACACCACAAAAAUAAUUUAGCCAAUGAAUUUUAUUGUUAUUCUAAUUUUCAUUUUGAUAAACUGUUGGAAUGAUUA
Molecule: messenger RNA, 808 nt
Organism: Diachasma alloeum
Lineage: Eukaryota; Metazoa; Arthropoda; Insecta; Hymenoptera; Braconidae
Product: EEF1A lysine methyltransferase 1
Exons: 4
Coding region: 140-805 (221 amino acids)
Biological process (GO): methylation
Molecular function (GO): nucleic acid binding; protein-lysine N-methyltransferase activity
Source: RefSeq, a predicted model, not a curated record